Gymnogyps californianus (California condor) is the source of this 1212-nucleotide messenger RNA. It is a transcript of the gene NPFFR1, whose product is annotated as neuropeptide FF receptor 1. Gene Ontology annotation, molecular function: neuropeptide receptor activity; peptide binding. The record is from RefSeq and is a predicted model, not a curated record. Gene Ontology annotation, biological process: G protein-coupled receptor signaling pathway. Gene Ontology annotation, cellular component: membrane. Lineage: Eukaryota; Metazoa; Chordata; Aves; Accipitriformes; Cathartidae.
AUGCAGCCCCCGGAGCCGGAGUGGGCUGGUGGAGGCCCUUCCAACAGCAGCUGGCCCAACUCCACCGCAAGCGAGAGCCACCCCCUGAGGGAGAACUACACCUUCCUGGCGUACUACCAGCACUCCUCCCCCGUGGCCGCCAUGUUCAUCCUGGCCUACACCUUCAUCUUCCUCAUGUGCAUGAUCGGCAACAUCCUGGUGUGCUUCAUCGUGGUGAAGAACCGCCAGAUGCGGACGGUCACCAACAUGUUCAUCCUCAACCUGGCCAUCAGCGACCUGCUGGUGGGCAUCUUCUGCAUGCCCACCACCUUGGUGGACAACCUCAUCACGGGUUGGCCCUUUGACAACGUCAUGUGCAAAAUGAGCGGCCUGGUGCAGGGCAUGUCCGUCUCCGCCUCCGUUUUCACGCUGGUGGCCAUUGCCGUGGAGAGGUUUCGCUGCAUCGUCCACCCCUUCCGGCAGAAGCUGACGCUGAGGAAAGCCCUGGUGACCAUCACCAUCAUCUGGGUGCUGGCCUUGCUCAUCAUGUGCCCCGCCGCCAUCACCCUGACCGUCACCAGGGAGGAGCACCACUUCAUGGUGGACACCUACAACAACUCCUACCCCCUCUACUCCUGUUGGGAGGCCUGGCCCGAGACGGGGAUGAGGAGGAUCUACACCACCGUCCUCUUCUCCCACAUCUACGGCCCCCUCGCCCUCAUCGUCAUCAUGUACACCCGCAUCGCCUUCAAGCUUUUCAAGUCGGCGGCGCCUGCCCGGGGCCGAGAGAAGCCGGAGGGGAGGAGGGUCUCCCGGAGGAAGGCCAAGGUGAUCAACAUGCUCAUCAUCGUCGCCCUCUUCUUCACCCUCUCCUGGCUGCCCCUCUGGACGCUGAUGCUGCUGACGGACUACGGGCGGCUGACCGAGGGCCAGCUCCGCCUGGUCACCGUCUACGUCUUCCCCUUCGCCCACUGGCUGGCCUUCUUUAACAGCAGCGCCAACCCCAUCAUCUACGGCUACUUCAACGAGAACUUCCGACGGGGCUUCCAGGAGGCCUUCAGGGCCCCCUUCUGCUCGCCCCACCGCCACCACCGCGGGCCCUACGGCCGUGGGACCCUCUUCGGCGCCCGCAACCGCGUCUUCGCCCAGGCACGGGCCAGCGACUCGCCGCCCGCCUCCGAGUCGGGGCUCUUGGCGCCGCGCCGGGCCGGCGUCCCCGCGUGGGAUGGCUGA